AUGGCUGAUGAAGUUGUUGAGUUCGACAGCAGUAAGCUUGGAACAAAGGAGCAUUGGGAGGAAUGUUAUGAUCGUGAGAUUAACUGUUUCGAUGAGAGUGGCGAUGUUGGAGAGAUAUGGUUUGGAAAGGCAUGUUUGAAGAAGAUGUGCAAGGAGAUUGCUGCACUUGGUGAUGUGUCAAAGGACGCCGCAGUGUUGGAUAUUGGAUGUGGCAAUGGUUAUACUUUGGUCGAACUACAUAGGCUGGGCUUCACCAAUCUACAUGGCUCGGACUACUCGCCCAAAGCCAUCGACCUCGCCACGAGGAUUGCACAAAGCGAGAACAUACCCAGCGACAACAUACAUUACUUUGUCGACGAUAUACGCAGCUCAACAGUGUUGGAUCAUACAUACGACAUCAUAGUGGACAAGGGAACGUUUGAUGCGAUGGCCCUCUCUGACGACAAGGAGCAGGCACGCGAGGAUUACCGACGCACUGUUAUACGCACGAUCAAGGCUGGUGGCUACUUUGUCAUCACCAGCUGCAACUUCACACAGGCUGAGCUGCAGACAUACUUUGGCGGCGUUGGCAUGUUCAUCUUCCUGCACACAGUACAAUAUCCCGUGAUGCGCUUUGGUGGCUCCCAAGGCCAGUCGCAGACUACAUGUGUAUUCCGCGUGCCAGCUGCCGACAGUGGAACUUCCAGCAGCACUUGCCAUUAA
Messenger RNA from Acytostelium subglobosum LB1, 702 nucleotides. RefSeq lists its product as hypothetical. Gene Ontology annotation, cellular component: cytoplasm. The coding region runs from base 1 to 702 and encodes 233 amino acids. The transcript has 2 exons. Gene Ontology annotation, molecular function: protein-lysine N-methyltransferase activity. The record is from RefSeq and is a predicted model, not a curated record. NCBI's taxonomy places the organism in Eukaryota, Evosea, Eumycetozoa, Acytosteliales, Acytosteliaceae. Gene Ontology annotation, biological process: peptidyl-lysine monomethylation; peptidyl-lysine dimethylation.